Molecule: messenger RNA, 2816 nt
Organism: Diaporthe batatas
Lineage: Eukaryota; Fungi; Ascomycota; Sordariomycetes; Diaporthales; Diaporthaceae
Exons: 3
Coding region: 92-2257 (721 amino acids)
Biological process (GO): arginyl-tRNA aminoacylation; mitochondrial translation
Cellular component (GO): mitochondrion; cytoplasm
Molecular function (GO): ATP binding; arginine-tRNA ligase activity
Source: RefSeq, a predicted model, not a curated record
GCAGGGUUGAGUCACAGUCUGGGAGAGGCUCCCUGCAGUGGACUAAUAGACUACGAGACUGAUUCAUAUUGGUGGCAUACAAAGAGAAGGUAUGAAUGCCUUCCGUCCACUGUUGACAAGCUCUAGCAUUUCUCCCAACUCGUUGCGCAUUGCAAACUUUCCAAGGGUGGUCUCGCCUGCUCGUCUGUUGCGAUUCAAGGACCCCUCCUUCUGCACAUUGAACCCCACCUCUGCCUCGACUCCUCGUCGUUUGCUUGCUAUUACACCUGCAAAAAGUUCCAACCGCGGCCUCGCCUCUGUGUCUCCCACUCACCCACUUCUCCAGAACGGCACACUCACCAUGGCGACCGGAAUCGACGAGCUCGUUAAGCUCACCUCCAGCCUCUCCCUUGACACCAUCCGCGAAAAGUUCCCCAAUUGCUACCCCGAGACGAACCCCGUCGACGUUUACCGGGCGCACCUGACAAACGUGCUCCACGAGGUCACGGGCGUCGACCCAAAGAUCAUCUACCCCGCGAUACAAUGGACCCAAGGUCUCGACAAGGGCGACUUGAUCGUCGCGGCGCCCGCCCUCCGCGUUCGGGGCAAGAAGCCAGAUGAGCUCGUCAAGGAGUGGGAGGAGAAGUUCCCUGCAGACGAUCCCCUGGUCGAGAAGCCAGUCAUCACAGGAUACUUCAUGUCCUUCUUCUUCAAGCCUCAGCCUCUCGCGAAAGCCGUCGUGCCAAUGAUCCGGUCCCUUGGAAAGGACUUUGGAAAGAACCCAGCCCAGGGUCUGCGUGACCCCAAGAACCCCAAUGAGCGGAAACGCAUCAUCGUCGAGUUCUCCUCCCCUAACAUCGCCAAGCCGUUCCAUGCUGGCCAUCUGCGGAGUACAAUCAUCGGAGGUUUCAUCGCGAACCUGUACGAGGGCGCCGGCUGGGACGUGAUCCGGAUCAACUACCUCGGCGACUGGGGGAAACAGUACGGAAUGCUGGCUCUGGGUUUCGAGCGGUACGGUGAUGAGGAGGCACUGAACAAGGAUCCAAUCAACCACCUGUUCAACAUCUACGUCAAGAUCAACCAGGAGAUCAAGGACGAGGAAGAUAAGAUCAAGGAGCUGAAGGCCGCAGGCAAGGAGGACGAGGCGGCCGAGCUCCAGAAGACCAGCUCAGACGAGCAGGCGCGCCAAUAUUUCAAGAAGAUGGUGGAAGGGGACGAGAAGGCAUUGGCACAAUGGCGACGGUUCAGAGACCUCAGCAUUGUCCGAUACCAGAAGACUUAUGCCCGGCUGAACAUCCACUACGACAGCUAUUCAGGCGAAAGCCAGGUGUCUGAGGCGGCCAUGGAGGAGGCCGCGAAGCGAUUGGAGGAGAUGGGUAUCUCGACCGAGUCGGACGGCGCCAAGAUUGUCGACUUCGCGAGCCUUAUCCCAGGCAAGGAGGGCAAGCGUCUUGAGCGCCCUAUCAUCCGGAAGCGGGACGGCACCGCGCUUUACUUGACCCGGGAUAUCAGCGAGCUGCUCGGCCGGUAUGAGAAGUACAAGUUCGACCAGAUGAUCUAUGUUGCCGCCUCGCAACAAGACCUACACUUCAAGCAGCUUUUCAAGAUCACAGAGCUCAGUGGCCACAAGGAUAUCGCGGACAAGUGCCAACACAUCAACUUUGGAAUGGUCCUGGGAAUGAGCACCCGCAAGGGAACAGUCAAGUUCUUGGACGAUAUCCUUCGGGAUGUUGGUGACAAGAUGCACGAGGUCAUGAAGAAGAACGACGACAAGUACUCCCAAGUCGAAAACCCUGAAGCCACAGCCGAUACCCUGGGAAUAAGCAGUGUGAUGAUCCAGGACAUGACUGGCAAGAGGAUCAACAACUACACAUUCAACAUGGAGACCAUGACGUCCUUCGAGGGUGACACAGGCCCAUAUCUCCAAUACGCCCACGCCCGUCUUUGCUCGAUCGAGCGCAAGGCGGCAAUCCCUGCUGACGAGCUCGAGAAGGCGGAUCUUUCGCUGCUUACGGAGGCUCAUGCCAUCAACCUGGUCCGAGUUCUGAGUCAAUGGCCUGACGCGGUACAGAACACACUGAAGACGCUCGAGCCGACGACAGUAGUCAUCUACCUCUUCAAGCUGACACACGUGCUCAGCUCCUCGUACGACCACCUCAAGAUUGUGGGGAGUGAGCCGGAGUUGCAAAAGGCCCGCAUGGCUCUGUACGAUGCCGCUCGACAUGUUAUUGCCAACGGCAUGCGCCUGCUGGGUCUUUCCCCAGUGGAGCGAAUGUAGGUGGCUGGUUUGUGUUAUGAGGUGCCAAGCAGCUGGAAAAAGCGCGUGUUGAAGUAGAUUCCCCUGAUUCUUGGGCAUCAAGGUUGUAGUAUGGCAUUGUUCUAAGCAGAUGCACAAAUCGAUCCCGGAUUUCGGAUCGAGUUCGGUCGGUUCGAACCCGUUUCGAUUACUCUAGUACUCCAGCGACGUGGGUGACGCCCACGGACAACAAACCUUUUUUCUCGUCUUAUGUCCUGCCAUUGGGUAAUUGCCGGCGCUCCGGGCCGCCGAGACCGGCGCUUUGGGAAUGUCAAGACCGAAGUGCACCGACACUGUUCUGCUGUUCCACGGGGUCUAGCCGUGUGCCUUGAUCCCCGGCUUGCACCCUUGUUUCACUGUCCACAGCGCCACUUUGACGCGUUGAGGUACGGCAAUAUCCAGGUGCCUCAAUGACGACCACAUACUAAGAGCCUGAAACUUCUGCUCGAGACUCCAGAAGUAUUGCUUAGCCAUCCACGAUAGUAGCACGCAAUGUAGAUUGUGGAAAUAUCUACUCUUGUAUAUAUCCGAUUUCCUUGUG